AUGAAAUUUCUCUUGAUAUUUAUUUAUUGUGCUUCAAAUUACUUUGGAAAUACGUUAGGUCUUGUAAAAGAUAAGGAAGUAAAGCUAAUUUCAGAUUUACAAGAACACACUAAUCGCUCAUCGCUUAUAUUCAUAACAUGUUGGUCGGAGGAUGCUAAAGUAAAAGUGUAUAAGAAUUUCGGCAAGGAGAAAAACAAACCAAUUACGAUCCAAUUUGCAAAUUAUGGCGAUGUUAUAGGCAUUAAUGACGAAAAAGAAAACAUAUUAUUAAUAGCCGAUCUACACUGUGAAAACAUAUCGACAUCUUUAAAAAUGUACGAGGAAAGGAAAUUGUUCCGAUCGCCAUUACAAUGGAUUUUAAUUACAAAUGAAGAAAAAAAUAACAGUGGCAGUAUUUUCGAUUUUUACAAUAACAUCGAUAUUUUAUUAGACGUUGAAGUUAUGGUUGUGCAGAAAUUACAGGAAAAAUAUGUUAUCGAAUACGUAUACAAGAUAAGUAAUCAAUCACGUUGGCGCAGUGAAUUUUUCGGAGAAUGGAGCACAAGUCACAGUUUACAAAAACGUAAAGAUUGGAUCGAAGUCGCUGCCAUUCGUAGGAGAAUGCUUGAUGGACAUGUUAUCAGUGUUUGUUAUGUUCUAACAGAUGCUGAUAGUAUAAAUCAUUUAACGGAUGGAGUGAACGACCAUAUAGACACGAUAACAAAGGUUAAUUUUCCCACCACAAAUCAUUUGCUAGAUUUUCUUAAUGCGAGUAGGAAAUACGUUUUCACUGACACGUGGGGAUAUAGAAUCAAUAAUACGUGGAAUGGAAUGACUGGAUAUUUGAACAGGGCAGAAGUUGAAAUUGGAGGCUCUCCGAUGUUCUUUACGUCACAACGAAUUUCCGUUGUGGAAUAUAUUUCGAGUCCAACGCCAACACGAUCCAAGUUCGUGUUCCGGCAACCGAAGCUUUCAUACGAGAAUAACUUAUUUGUUCUUUCUUUUCAAAAAUAUCUCUGGUAUGGCUCCGGAGCUCUCAUUGUUCUUCUGUUUUUAUUUUUGUUUAUUGCCACUAUUUGGGAGUGGAAAAUGUUCGGCAAGCAUGCAUCGAGAGCUGGAAACUCGUCCGUGCUUCAGCCUAACGUUUUUGAUGUUACAUUUUUAGUAUUCGCGGCCACUUGUCAACAAGGGACUCAUGUAGAACUCAAAGGUUCUUUGGGACGUAUUGUGUUGCUCCAGCUUUUCGUCGCGGUAACAUUUCUCUACACGUCAUACUCUGCUAAUAUAGUUGCUCUAUUGCAAUCCAGCUCCUCCCAGAUUCGAACACUUGAUGAUCUGCUACAUUCUAGACUUGCAUUUGGAGUUCACGAUACUGUUUUUAACAGAUAUUACUUUUCAGUUGAAACAGAGCCAGUCAGAAAAGCCAUAUAUCAAACGAAAAUUGCACCAGUUGGGAUCAAACCAAGAUUCAUGAAUAUGGAGGAGGGGAUUAAAAAAAUGCGAAAUGGACUAUUUGCUUUUCACAUGGAGACUGGUGUAGGCUAUAAAUUUGUUGGCAAAUACUUUCAAGAAGGAGAAAAAUGUGGGCUGAAGGAAAUCCAAUAUUUGCAAGUGAUAGAUCCUUGGCUUGCAGUAAGAAAGGACACGCAAUUUAUGGAGAUCUUAAAAAUUGGAACUAAACGACUCCAAGAACAUGGUCUGCAACAAAGAGAGAAUCGUAUGUUAUACGAAAAACGACCGAAAUGUUUGGGAAGACAGGAGAAUUUUGUUUCAGUUAGCAUGGUUGACUGUUAUCCUGCAAUUCUGAUUCUAUCUUAUGGUUGCCUGUUAUCUGGGAUAUUGCUUACCCUAGAAAUUCUUAAUAAUAGCAAAAAUAUGCUGAAGAAUUCAUGCGCAAACAACAUAAACCUGUUUCGCUAUCCAACACGUUGGCUUAUAGUCGGUAAAACUGAAGAAUUAAAAAAUUAUAACAUAAACAUCGAUUCUGAGAUUAUCGUCGCUGAAGAAGAAAGAUUUGGGUUCAAUUUAUACAUGCCUUACAAAAUAUCCAAAAGCAGGAAUAUUAUCGUAAAUGAACACUUUGGCUCUUGGUCUACAGAAAAUGGGUUAAACAAAGCUCAGACUAUGAUAUUUUCGACUUCAAUGAGGCGGAAGAAUUUAAUGGGAAUUCCUAUAACUAUUUCCAGUGUUAUUAGCGAAGAGAAUACGAAAAACGAAAUAAUGAGCUUAAGGAACAUUUUUGUAGACACAGUAGCUAAAACCAGUUAUCGGCAAAUUAUUCCUCUCUUCGAUUUCAUGAAUGCUACGAUGGUAAUAAUUUAUACAGAUACUUGGGGGUAUAUAAUUAACGGAUCGUACAAUGGUAUGGUCGGUGAUAUGGUUCGUGGGAACGCAGAUUUAGCUGGUACAAUUAUAUUCAUAACAAAAUCACGCCUUGAUGUGUUAGAAUAUUUGGUUUAUCCAUCGCCUCCUACAACCAAAUUUGUCUUUCGCCAACCAUCACUGUCAUACCAAAAUAAUCUAUUCAUAUUGCCGUUUAAACCAGUUGUAUGGAUGUGUAUUUUUGGAUUAAUACUGUUGCUCACAAUUAUCCUGUUCAUCAAUGCUUAUUGGGAAAGAAUGAAGCUAGAUAAUUUUUUUAUUUUUCAGCGUGACCAAACAGUACUAAGACCCAGCUUGAGCGAUAUUGUUAUAAUGGUUAUAAGUGCUAUUUCUCAACAAGGAAGCUCUAAUGAGUUAAAAGGUACUCUAGGACGUGUUGUAAUGUUCAUAUUAUUCUUCGCUUUCGUCUUCUUAUAUACUUCAUAUUCGGCUAACAUAGUAGCUCUACUACAAUCCAACUCGAAUCAAAUUAGGACCCUUAGUGAUCUCCUGAACUCCAGGCUUGAACUAGGCGCUGAAGAUACUCAAUAUAACAGAUAUCAUUUUUCGACGGCCACUGAACCCAUUAAGAAAUCUAUUUAUCAAACCAAAAUAGCCCCUCAAGGAUCAAAAGCAAAUUUCAUGAGCUUAGAGGAAGGAGUUAAGAAUAUACAAACGAAACCAUUUGCGUUUAACAUGAACCUAGGUACUGGAUACAAAAUAGUUGAGAGAUACUUUCACGAACACGAGAAAUGUGGUCUUCAAGAGAUUCAAUACAUUCAAGAAAGCAAAGCCUGGCAAACUUGUCGUAAGAACUCGCCUUACAAGGAAAUUUAUAAGAUUGGCCUCAUGAGAAACCAAGAACACGGACUGAAUGACCGAGAAAAUCGGUUGGUGUACGCUAAGAAGCCCAUGUGCGCAUUCCGCGGUAGCAGUUUCGAUUCAGUCAAUAUGAUUGAUUUCUAUCCAGCAUUACUUUUGUUGGCUUAUGGGACUAUUUUAUCUGUAUUAUCUCUUUUCUUUGAAGUUGUGUAUUGGUUGAGAGCCCGUAGAAACCACUUGGGAUCUUGAAGAUUUUAACAGUUGUCAAAACACAACUGAGUCACACCGUAUUAUGUAUUAAAAUUUUUGUCAUUAACAAUUUGUGGAAAUAUAUUGUGUAGUAU
This is a messenger RNA of Zerene cesonia (dogface butterfly), 3506 nucleotides long. RefSeq names its product ionotropic receptor 75a-like. Bases 1 to 3411 code for a protein of 1136 amino acids. NCBI's taxonomy places the organism in Eukaryota, Metazoa, Arthropoda, Insecta, Lepidoptera, Pieridae. The transcript has 20 exons. The record is from RefSeq and is a predicted model, not a curated record. Gene Ontology annotation, molecular function: ligand-gated monoatomic ion channel activity. Gene Ontology annotation, cellular component: membrane.